CCUCAAGUCAAGUUGUGUUCAAACAAUUCUAUCUUGAGCAUGGACGCUGAUGCAACGCUUCUUGACAAUCAAGAGAUUAUCAUUGAAGAGACUUUCAAGGGUCCAAGAAUAUGAAAUAUGAGGAUGAUCGUCUUGCUCUGCUGAAAAUGAUCCUCGAUGAAGAAGAGAAAUAUCUCGAGUCAUUAAGAAUUCUUGUUGAUGUCUAUGGUAAAAAUUUAAGGAAUGGUCUAAACCAUCUUGAUCACGGGAUAAUCUUUGAAAGGGUAAAACCUAUUCAAGAGGCAACGUCAUCUCUAGUCGUCAAGUUGAAAGAUCUUUAUGAAAACUGGAUACCCUCUCUAUGCAUUGCCACAGCUUUCGACGAGUUGCCUGCUCUACUGUGGAGAUACGAUGAUUAUUUCGCGGGUCUAACAAUGUCAAAAAGAAUCCUGAGGCAAAAAUAUAAAUACGACAGCGAUUUUUUAACUAUGGUAAACGAAGUAAAGUUAACGGCUAAACAUUCCCUUGGUCUUCUCAUUUUACUUCCUGCACGACGUCUUUCUAUGUACCACAUAUUUAUAAUGGCACUUCUCGACAGCACUCCGGAUGAUCACGACGAUCACCGACGGCUCAAAGUACUUAAGGAAAAACUUCAACAAAUCCUGAGUAAUAGAAAAGAGGAAAUUGAGAAAGUCGAGAACGAGUUUAGAUUAAUCGAAGUCCAAGAUCGCUUUCCUUACGAUGAUCUGGGUUUAGAUGAAGGAUUAUCCAAUAUUCAGAGGUUAAAAACUUUACUAAAUUCUCGAAGAAAAUCUGCUCCUGCGGCUGCCCUCAAAGCUGCCUUUGGAAAAGUGAAUAAAAGUGUUCCUUCCAUUGAUGUAUCCCUCGCGAUCCACUCGGAACGUACUCAAGAGACGUCUCAACGUAAAUACAUUUUAAUAAAUGAAGGAAUGGUCCAGCUGACAGCGGGAACCCUCUCUCAUGAUCGUUAUUUGUUUUUGUUCAAUGAUUUUCUCCUUGUCGCCAAAUGCAAAUCAACAUCUCAUUUCAAGUUGAAAGAUCGUGUUAAACUUUGUGAAAUGUGGAUCGCAGAUUGCGUCGAUGAUGUUGCAGACAACGUGAAAUCCCGCGAUAAAUCUUUUGUUAUUGGUUGGCCCAUAGAAAACGUUGUUGCAACUUUCAGUUCGAUGGAGGAGAAGACCAAAUGGAAAGAAGAUUUGGCGAGCAAUAUUGCGUUACAAAAGGCGUCACUGGACUUCCAAACGACGUUAAUAAAAAUCCAUUACAAAGACAACGACACCGCUCAAACAGUUAGCAAAUCCAUAUCAGUUGGAAAGACUGACGACGCCAACAAGGUUGUGCAAAUGAGUAUGGAUCUGUUUAAUAUCUUGAACAAAGAGAAUGCGUGUGACUAUCAAUUGUGGGUGAUGAAUAAAGAUGGUUCCUAUCCUCUGAUCGGGCACGAGUUUCCGUUUGCGAUUCAAAUGAGUCAGUAUCGUGAGGUGUCAAUCGUUGAUGAUGACAAUUAUGUACCGUCUUCACCAGACUCCCCACCCGUUCACAACACGCCAUCCAUAGAAAUCACACCUGAAAACCAACUGCAGUUUAUUUUGCAGAAAGGUCGUAAAGUGCAUCAAAAAGUCAGCCUUAAUCGUCUAGUUCAACUGGGGAAAAAGAAAAAAGGAAGCAAGAGAUGGAGAAAAUUUUCAUCGACACAAGAUGAGACCUCAUCUACUGGAAAAGUGUUUGGUAAACCUCUGGAUCAACUGAGCAGCGAGGAACAACCAAUCCCAAAAACCAUAAACGAUCUUCUCGUACGUUUGUUCCGCUUUGGGCCAUCGACAAUUGGAGUUUUUCGAAAGACGGCAAAUCAACGCGAAGUUAAAGAAUUACGAGAAGAAAUGGACGAAGGAAAAGAAAUUUCGUUUGACGAUACCAGUAUUCACGUCUUGGCUGCCUUAUUGAAGGAUUUUCUUCGUAAUAUACCUAAUGCCUUGUAUUGUUCUGAGCAUUACGAGGAAUUGCUUUCCACGAAUGAUGUAACAGAGGAAUCCGCCAGAAUCGACAAAAUAAUAAGUCUCGUGAAGAAGCUACCAACACCGAACUUCGAAUUGACGAAAAGGUUCUUUUGUGUUUUGUAUCAUAUUUCUCGUAACUGUGAACAAAAUAACAUGACCCCUUUCAAUCUUGGCGUCUGUGUGGCCCAGAGUAUCCUUAAACCAGCGAACUCCACGAGGAUAGAGUACGCUGAACAAGCCAAGAGCAGUGCGCCUCAACUUGUGGAAUUUAUUAUUGAUAACUUUCCGGUAAUUUUCGGUGAAGCCGCCAUGACAAUUUUGGGAGAUGUUUCUGAGAUUAUUGUUGACACUGCUGAUUCACUCGGUAAUGGAGAUACUAAAGUUUCGGAAAUUUCAGGUGGAUCCAAAUCAUUACGUCAUAGUGAUUCAAGUUUAUAUAAAAGUGUUAUUACGGAGGAACAAAAAAAUUCUGAUUGGAUGUUAUUGACUGUGAAGGAUAACAGUGGUAAUUUAAGUAAAAGUAACCCGAAUUCCCCAGUAUUACAACGUAAACCAAACAAUGCUGUUGACUCUAAAGAUACUUCCAAGAAAAUUCAUUCGGCAUUUUAUCAUCCAAAAUUCUCACCGAGGUCUUUGCGACGGAGUUUGAGGAAAGUGACGAGGUCUAAUUCUAAAAAUCAUCGGGAUUUAGAACUCUCUGGAAAGGAUUCACUAAGACGUGAAAAAGCUGUCAAACUCACGAAAAAAGCUUCAAAUACAGAAACAAUCGAGCAAAAUGCUUAUUCAAAGACAACUUUAUCAUCAAGCUCAAGAUUAUCCCCUACUGUACCUGAACCUGCUCAAAUAAGGCGUAGUUAUGCACCAAAACGUGACAGAGUAAUGCUGGCAUCCAGUCAGAGUAUUUAUAAUGCGCCUCCGAACUAUGCCGAACGUGUGCAUUCCAUUCAUGAUAGGCGCAGACAGCCUGCUGCUCCAUCAUACCAGGAACAUAUGCAACGGACCAGCAUCCGCAGGGGACAUAACGUUGGAACACCCAACGGUACCUUAAGGUCACAGCUGAGAAAUAACCACAAGGGAUAUGAAUCAGGAGAUGGUAGACAUGGUACAGCUACAAAAGUUGGACUUGAACUAAACUGUGAUUUUAAUUCUCAAGAUGGCUUCAGGUCUUCACAAGACCUUUCACCGGAUCCUUUGGGGCCGUCGUCUAACGCUUCUGGUGGAAUGCGGCUCAUUCCAAAGAAGAGCACCGGAAGUGAGACCUCUAUGUCGUCACUGUCAAGCUGUGACGACAGUAUUGAUGUGGUUGACACCAACAAACUUCAACUGACGAGACUUCGCCAUAUACGGAACUUCCGGGACAUUCCUGGCUACACGAGUCUUUUAAGUCCUUCUGACCAGAUAACGAAGACCGAUGAUGCUUGGGGUCACGUGUCUCAGGACGUAAAUGUAGAAAUAAGCGAUUAUCAACGGAUGAAGAUGGCAGAAGAAACGUACGUUUAGUUGUUUUAAUACUAGUAUAUACAUGCCAACAUAACAAGGAACAAUUUUUUAUUUAAGAAAAACAUAUUUAAACGCACACAACACAACACGCUGACAUACUUAAUAAAACAAAGAAAGGAUUACA
This is a messenger RNA of Xenia sp. Carnegie-2017, 3621 nucleotides long. RefSeq names its product rho GTPase-activating protein 20-like. NCBI's taxonomy places the organism in Eukaryota, Metazoa, Cnidaria, Anthozoa, Malacalcyonacea, Xeniidae. The transcript has 22 exons. The record is from RefSeq and is a predicted model, not a curated record. Gene Ontology annotation, biological process: signal transduction. Gene Ontology annotation, molecular function: guanyl-nucleotide exchange factor activity; GTPase activator activity. Bases 111 to 3497 code for a protein of 1128 amino acids.